AUGGAAAUUGGUGAAGUAGGAAGUGUCGCGGCUGAUCGCACUGAUGACUAUGGUGUAUCUCGUAUGUACAAUAGUUUUGUUCCAUAUACGAAAGGCGAGAAUAAGCAGAGUGGUAGCAUCUACCAUUUCUAUGGCGGGCGUCGUUACAGGUGCUGA
Messenger RNA from Plasmopara halstedii, 156 nucleotides. RefSeq lists its product as uncharacterized. Bases 1 to 156 code for a protein of 51 amino acids. Lineage: Eukaryota; Oomycota; Peronosporomycetes; Peronosporales; Peronosporaceae. The transcript is spliced from 2 exons. The record is from RefSeq and is a predicted model, not a curated record.